AUUCAAAACUCGCACUAGGAGUGAUAAAAGCAAAUAUGCAGGAGAAUUUACAUUGCUUGAAGUAAAAAAGGGAGAAUACUGUCGCGUGACCUAUCUCUGUGAGUAAAUCAAGUGUCGAAUACCGGUACCGGUCUUAGCUUACGGGGUCAAAAGCUGACCUGCUGAAUACCUCCAUUACAGGAUAGCUAAGGUUUCUUUGCGAUACAAAGAAAAUUCUGUCUUAGAAAUCUUGCUUGUGGUUGAUGAAAAAGCAGAAAGUCUUCUCCAUAUUAUUCGCUUUUUACUACCAGAGUACUGAUACAGCGUAUUCAACGUACUGAUACAGCAAACUUGAUAUUCACUAUAAUUCACAAUACAUACCGUGAAUUUCUUAUUUGUUCAUUGACUGAAGCAUCCUAUUGCCCGAAUAAAAUUGAAUAACAAGCUUCAGGAAAGACGAACAUAACAUGAAACAGAUAUUAAAUGAUAAUCUUCGACUAACAUUUUAUAGACUCAAUUAAUAAUGGCAAUCCAUUGAUUAAAAUGUAUCGCUGUUCUAUAAUUUGGCAUUAAUUAUAUCAACAAAAAAUUGCCUGUUAAAAAAUAUAUAUACACACAUAAUAUAUUAUCACUUCAUGUACCGCCAAUUAAUUACACACAAUUAUAAAAUUAUUUUUGAAUGUAUUUAACAAAUAUUAAAUAUAGCAAAUUUACGCUAUUGACAUUUUCGAAGUGCGUGUAUGAACAAUUUGCUUCUAUAAAAGUAUUUGAUGACAUCCAUAUUUUUUUCUCGGAUAAUUUUACAAUUCCUCGAAUCUGAGAACUGAUUAAAUUUCAGAAUAUGAGAAAUUCUUAUUCAGCAAUUUUACAUACGGUUUUCAGACCGAGAAGUCAUGUCAGUCUUGAGUGAACUGCAGCAAGAACAACAAGAGAUCAUGAUGUUUUUAUAUCAAGAAUUAUUCUUAGUGAUGAUAAUAUUGACAAGUAUCGUACUUGCCAAUGUUCAACAUUAUGAAUACCAAUCCGGCAAAAAUCCACAUUAUUCUACUCGUCCGCAAUAUAAGAUAAUACACCAAAAUAGAAGAUUGCGUAGAUCCGAUUCCACGAGCCCCGAAACUAGUACAUCUACGAUCGUUGCACAUGGCAAUGAUGUGAUCGCGAAAUCGCCGUUAACCGACACCAAACAUCUUACAAUCGACUCAUUACUUCCAGAACAUGAGCCUAUAAAUACUAAUGAUAAGCGUGUAGAGAAUCGAGAAAUUAAGGAUGACUAUAUGACGAUGCCACGUUACGGAAUGUCAGAUAUACUAUUCCCCGUACGUUAUCCAUCUUACAAUCCGGACAAAAUGCAAAUGCUUCAAAACUAUUUGAACGCCAAACGAACAGAAGCGACAACAGCAUCUCAGAGAAAAGAACCAAAUUGUAAUAUUUAUACGGAUUAUUUCAAUCUCUCUCCCAACAAGCCUUCUAUAAGAUUUGAUCCUCCUAUGGAAACAGCAUGGAAUGACGAUUAUCGUGACAAAUACCGUGAAGCAUGGGUUUGGCCGACUUCAUCAGCACCGCAAAAAUAUGUAUAUCACGGACCAAAUGCUUUUAAAUUCUUCAAUCUGUUUAGAGAUGAGAUGGAAGAUAAUGAAUCGAUAACUAAAUUUGUAGAUCGACAACCUUACAUUACCUAUGUGUAAAAUUAACAUACAGACUAACGAACUACUCGAGUAUCAAGUUAUUCUUCAUGAUUGGAAAACUCGUGAAUUAUGAAUUAUAUGAAAAUAUUUUUUCAAAGAUAUAAAGUUGUUUCAUAAAAUAAAAAUAAUAAGCCGAAAGAAAUUUAUAGUGUACAAGAUUAAUAUAUUCAAAAUUGUAAUCGAAGCGUGUUGAGAUCUCUUGCAUACGAUAGCUGGUAUUAUUAUGUUAUUAAAGACAUAUAAUUUCAAACUCCUCUAUUUACAGAAAUGAAAAAAAAAUAAAAAGUACCGAGUGAAUUUCAAAGAAAA
Messenger RNA from Monomorium pharaonis (pharaoh ant), 1973 nucleotides. RefSeq lists its product as uncharacterized. The record is from RefSeq and is a predicted model, not a curated record. NCBI's taxonomy places the organism in Eukaryota, Metazoa, Arthropoda, Insecta, Hymenoptera, Formicidae. Bases 873 to 1664 code for a protein of 263 amino acids. The transcript is spliced from 4 exons.